Messenger RNA from Siniperca chuatsi (mandarin fish), 2135 nucleotides. RefSeq names its product zinc finger HIT-type containing 6 (gene znhit6). Gene Ontology annotation, cellular component: pre-snoRNP complex; nucleus. NCBI's taxonomy places the organism in Eukaryota, Metazoa, Chordata, Actinopteri, Centrarchiformes, Sinipercidae. Gene Ontology annotation, biological process: box C/D snoRNP assembly; snoRNA localization; maturation of LSU-rRNA from tricistronic rRNA transcript (SSU-rRNA, 5.8S rRNA, LSU-rRNA). The record is from RefSeq and is a predicted model, not a curated record. The transcript is spliced from 10 exons. Bases 137 to 1018 code for a protein of 293 amino acids.
CACAAACACCGGGAGGCGCCAGUGAGCAGGUUUCCAACCGGAACUCAUCUCCACGUGUUGAGAGUGGCCACCGGCGGAAGAGGGUUUGUUUUGAUGCCACCGGUUGAGUCCAACUUGUGGCUAGAGUUCUCCUGUAAUGUGCUCUGUAAUUAUACCGACAACAGACAUAAUGUUAACUGUAGACAGCCAAGUGGAAAGCAGCGGUCCAGAAGAAGAGCUGAAAGGGACCAAAAGAAAGAUUUCUCUCUCCAAUUGUGGUGCGUGUGGAUCAGAGGAGGCGAAGUACAGAUGUCCUGCCUGUCUUGCCCAUUCUUGCAGCUUGCUGUGUGUGAAGAAACACAAGGAAGAUUUGGGAUGCAGUGGAGUUAGAAAUAAAACUGCCUUUGUGACCCUCUCACAGUUUGAUGAAAUGGCGCUUCUCAAUGACUACAGGUUUCUGGAGGAUACAGGACGUUUCGCUGAUAGUGCCACCAGAGACAAUCUCAUCCGGACUCCUCGUGCCACUUUUAAAGCAAAGAGGUUGGCAGCCAAUGCCAGAAAGAUGAAUAUCACAUUGAGGUUCCUCCCCAUCACCUUCACUAAGAGCAGAGAAAACUCCACCGUCUUCCAUGCAAAAGAAAAACUGUUCCUGUGGCACCUGAAGCUCAUCUUUCCUCAGAGCAGCACAGAGUUCAGUCAGAGGAGGGUGUCCGACAAGCAAACCCUGGAGCAGAUCUUGACCCAUUAUAUCCACCCUACAGAGUCGGACCCUGUGACACGUCAAAAGUUGAAGAUGUAUGUGCACACUCCAUUUGAUCAUGUGAAUGUCUUCAUGAAAGCAGAAGGGAGAAAGGCUAAUUCUGUGAGGUACCAUGAGUUGGACAUUCACAGAAGCCUAAGGGACAACCUGAGCUACAAAACACUGAUUGAAUAUCCUGUGCUGCAUGUUGUACUCAGAGAUCAUUGGAAGGACUAUCCACUGAAAGGACCAGCAUUCUUUUCGAUGUCUCACUAUGGGACACAUUCCUCAAAGCGUUAGCAGUGAGGUGACCACAGGCUUCUCUCACUGUUAGCUUGCUAGGUGUAGCCAAACAUAGCUAGCUAGUAAUCAAAGCCACAUUACUGUUUGGAGACAUACCAGAGUAGGUUGAAAUCUACCUAUGGUGAAAGCAGUCAGAAUCCCUGACGACCCACCCCCCACGCCAGAGGUGUCUGCUCCAGUCUGAGGAGGAUUAAGCUAGUUAGCCUUCUUAUACAGGUAAAGAUAGCUUUGCUUCUGAAGCGAGAACAGAUGUUUGAAUGACAAGUGACACUGUCUACCAUAUAAAAAGGUGGAGACGUCACAACUGCCAGCCACUUGGGUAGCGAACGGGGGUUAUGCAAGUAACCUAAAAAUUUUGUGACAGGUCUCUAAUGAAAGGAUUAACACUAGACAAUAACUAGGUCUAAGUUUCUAAUAUGUCCUGAUGCUGAAAAUGUUUGUUUACAUCAGUAAUGUUAGUCAACAUUGGAUUAAAGGCCUAUAAUUUUAUCUAUGGUCAGUUGAGAAUGCACUCAACCCAUAACUCAAACUCUUAAGAUACGUGUGUUUUACUUCUACUUCUAAUUUACUUCUAAUGGUCCGUACUAAAGAUAAAUGGUUUAUGGGAGGCAGGGGCAGGCAUUGCUUUUUAAUUGUCUCAUGUUACAACACAAAGAAGAAAAGCUGAAUUACAUUAAUCUUUCAUAUUAUAGGCAUAACCAUUCUUUAGGAUACAGGCGAAAAUGCCUUGGAAAAAGUGUCUGAGGUUCAAAGUGAAUUUUCCACAAAUGGACUGGGGGAGAUCAUGUUUGGGAGUAAUUGCUUAUAAUUCACAAUUAUCGUUUUUACACUCAUUUAUUCUACUGCCUUUCUUUCACAUGUCCACCCUUCUUUAUUGCAUAACUAAUUGCUUGGCACGCUGCCUCAUCCUGGAAACCAGCAUGGAGCCAAACUAUAACGUCAUCAUUCCCAAAUUGUCUGUACUGUCCUCUUUCUCACCAUUUCUGUUUAAGCAUAACCCCAGCUGUGCUCUAACCAUUUUCACUUGUUUAUACAUUUGGACACGUAAGAAUUUACUGAUGCAAGAGCCAUGUUUAAUUAUUCUUUUUUUUUUUACACAAAUGGGGUCAUAUUG